GAGGGGGGUGGGGGAUCCCGAGGCACCCGCGGCCUGUAGUCUGGGAGGGCCCAGAGCAGCUCCAGGCGGCUCGCCUUGCCACAACUUGCCCCGACCAAGCAAGCUUCAUCCUGCACCCUGGAAGAAGGAUCCAGCCCGCCGCUUCCCGCUCGGCUGAUCCUCCGCCUCUGCGGCCCGCCUGCAUCAGCAGCGCGCCUGGGAUCUGGGACCCCAGCGUCGCCCCCGUCCGCCUGCAGCGCCCGGCACCCGCCCAGGAGCGCGCAGCUGGGGUGCUGGGGAUAUAAUGGUGAGCAAGAGAAACCACGGCCCUUGUUCUCGUUGAUCCCGAAGCCCAGUGGAUGGAGUCCCCAGUCCACAGACCUGCCAGGAAAGACAAAAGUUUUCCUGAUGGUUGGUCCAAGCUAGGACUCCCGGGUGGAGUGAGGAAUGUCUGGCUUUUCCUCAACUCACUGAUCUUUGCGGUAGCCAGAGGCAGACCCCAGAAGACCCCAAGAAUAAGAAUGAGAGGCCUGAGGUCUACAAGUUGCUACUAGAAAUAUUUUUGCCUCUCCAAAACACAAUGCAGCUGCUGCACAGGUUUUUAAGGGCCCUGGGCACACGCUGACCACGCGGGGGCCGGCGCGCCCUUUGCUCCUGCUCCGGCCCCCCCACCCCCCACCCACGCUGCCAUACCAACGGCCUGGAGGCGCAGACGUUAGGCCACGACCGCCGCCUCCUCCAGGGACCCGGCCUUCUGCUCCUGAGAGGUGGGAAGGCGGCGCGGGGUAGACGACACCUCCCCCACGGAUGCCGGCAGAAGUGGCGAUUCGCUUGCAAGCAUGCCCUUCCAGAAGCACGUCUACUACCCGCUGGCCAGCGGCCUCGAGAGUCCAGACGUCCCCCCAGCCUCCGCGGCGGGCGCAGCUCCCAUGGCCUGUGUCCCUCCCAGCGCGGCAUCGGGCCACCUGCCCUUCUUCCAGUUCCGGCCGCGGCUGGAGAGCGUGGACUGGCGGCGGCUGAGCGCCAUCGACGUGGACAAAGUGGCAGGGGCCGUGGACGUGCUCACGCUGCAGGAGAACAUCAUGAACAUCACCUUCUGCAAGCUAGAGGACGAGAAGUGUCCGCACUGCCAAUCAGGGGUGGACCCGGUACUGCUGAAGCUCAUCCGCCUGGCGCAGCUCACCAUUGAGUACCUGCUGCACUCGCAGGAGUUCCUCACCUCGCAGCUGCACAUCCUGGAGGACCGGCUGCGCCUGAGCCAGGCCGACUGCGAGCAGAGCAAGCAGCUCCUCAACAAGCAGGCUGGGGAGAUCAAAUUACUCAAGGAAGAGUGUAAACGCAGGAAAAAGAUGAUCUCCACCCAACAGAUGAUGAUUGAUGCCAAAGCCAGCUAUUACCAGUGCCAUUUUUGUGACAAGGCCUUUAUGAACCAAGCUUUUCUACAGAGUCAUAUUCAGCGCCGCCACCCUGAAGAUUCUCACCUUGCGUAUAAGAAAAAGGCACAGACUGAUAAGCUCCAGAAUGAGAUUGACAUGUUGAAGGAACAGCUGCAGCUCACCAAGUCUCAGUUAGAGGCUGCACAGCACGCCCAUGCAGUCAGAUCCUCUAAGGAAUAUGAAAUGCAGAAAACAAAAGAGGAAGAAUUUCUGAAGCUAGUUGAUAGAUGGAAGGAAGAAGAAAAGGAGAAACUACUUGAUGAAAUGGAAAAAGUCAAGGAAAUGUUUAUGAAGGAGUUUAAAGAAUUAACUUCCAAGAAUUCAGCAUUAGAAUAUCAAUUGUCAGAAAUCCAGAAGUCCAAUAUGCAGAUCAAGUCCAACAUAGGCACAUUAAAAGGUGCACGUGAGCUUAAAGAAGAACGUCCUCAGUAUCCCCAGGAUUUCCAAAAUGUGAUGCAACUUCUUGACAGUCAGGAAAGCAAAUGGACAGCUCGAGUUCAAGCUCUUCAUCAAGAACACAAGAAAGAGAAGGGUCAGCUCCUGUCACAUAUAGAGAAACUUCGAACCUCAAUGAUAGAUGACCUAAAUGCAAGUAAUGUUUUCUACAAGAAAAGGAUAGAGGAGCUAGGGCAGAGACUCCAGGAACAGAAUGAACUGAUUAUCACUCAGAGACAACAGAUUAAAGAGUUUACCAGUAAACCAUUAAACAGUGUCAUUGAACCCAAAGGGAAUCCUUCAACCUGGCAAAUUUUUGAAUCUAAGUCAACUGGCCCAGCUGUACCUAUGAAUGCUCCAGCCCCACAGACUUUGGAUGCUAAGUCAAGUCUAACAGUGGCACAUGAACAGGCAUUCUCAUCGCACAUACUGGAACCAAUAGAAGAACUUUCAGAGGAAGAAAAAGGAAGGGAAAAUGAACAGAAAUUAAAUAACAAGAUCAAUUUAAGCAAAGCUUUGAAGAAUAACCCCUCUCUCACUAAGGAAAUAAGAACAGUCCUGGAGCAGAGUCUGGUGGAGAAGUUGGAAACCUUGGGGAUUAAUGCAGAUAUACGUGGCAUUCCGAGUGAUCACUUCAAUAGAGUGCUAAGGACCGUGGAAUCAGCAAGACAUGAUCGAGAAAGACAAAUACCUAACAUUCAGCAAGUUCGAGAAUUCCUUGAACAUCAGGUCAGCUGUAAAAUUAAGGAGAGAACAGAUAGGUACAGCGCUUCUCAAGUGGAUACCCCUUCAUCUGGAGAAAUACCCAAGGCAAUACAACUUCCUCCCAAAAGCAGACAAUUGAUUAGACAAAGAGCUGUUUUUACUGAUAGGACGUCUGUUCCAAAAAUUAAGAAAAACAUCAUAGAGGAUCAUUUUCCCAGAAAGUCUUCAACUAUCAUGACCUCUCCCUUUAGUUCUGAGGAAGAGCUGGAGGAUGAGGACUUCAUCCCGGCAUACACAUCUCCAGACUUACUUCCGGUGCAGUCAUCUAAAGGCAAGAGUGGCUUUGGCAGGAAAACCGUCAAAAGUGACACUGACUGGACCGAGGGCAGUGAAAUUGAGGACUCUGAUAUUUCUCCCAAGCCCACAGGAACCUCCAUUAAAACAUUAACUGAAAAAGUUGAAAAGACGGUUUCAAAUCACAGAAAUGUGAAUAAGCCAGUUGGUGGGAUUAAUAUUGCUGAAGCGUUCCUCAAAAGAGAAUUAAAAGAAGAUCUAAAGUGUGCAGACGUGGAUGAUGAUGACUGGGACAUAUCAUCAUUAGAGGAAGAAAAAUCGGGGGGGAAAAAAACUGGGAAAGAACAGAAAGAAUCUCCACCUGUGAAAAAUGAAUCAAAUUCUACACAAGUGCCAAGUGCCUGGGGUGCAUCAAAUCUUAAAGGGCCAAAAGGAGAAGGACUUCAAGAUGAAUCAAGCACAUUGAAAAGCAGCUUAGUAACUGUGACUGAUUGGAGUGACUCUUCAGAUGUAUAACUGAGAUCCCACAUGUCAGAACAUCCAGAUGCCGACAGUAUUUCAGUAUCACAGUAUUUCAAUCAUCUGCCAGCAUGAUUCAAAUGCUCCUGCCUUACAGUAUUUCCUACAGUAACAAAGAAGCUGACUCAAAGAACAAGGGUCUUUUUAAUGGCACCUAAUACAGUAUUGAAAAACAAAAUUGUCAACAGCAUUUUGAAGCAUAUAAAGGUGUUUAAGACUUCUGCUGCUUAAAUAUGACAUGUCAUUGAAGUCAUAGAAAGUUUCUUCUUCAGAACGGUACUCUAGUGUUUAAGUAUAUUUUUUUCAACUAAUUUUAAAGUGAAAAAAUUUUUUUUAAUUAUAGCAGGUUUUAGUUUGAAUUAAAACUUUUAAAAUAGCUUUCCUAUAUAUGUUAUCACAUUGGAAGUGUUUUAUUAUAAAAUUCUGUUGGUGUCCUUAAAAUUGAAUUAGUGAAAUCUUAAGGGUAUAUUGGUUCUUUUUCAUAUAGAAGCUUAGAAUUAUAAUAUAGCUAGGCCCAUGUUAAAUACAUUUCCCAGAAGUACCUUUACCAUAUGCAGCUUUGAGCCAUUGUAAGCAUGUUGUUAUUUAACAAUUAUUUUAGAAAUUUAAAUACCAUUUCUGCAGCAUAAUCUUUACCUGGGAUAUUUUUAUGAAUAAAAUGUAGCUAUUAUAAGUGUCAAUUAAAUUAUCAGAAUAUGAAUAGAAAAGAUUGAGUCAUUACUGAAUUCAUAUGUAUAUGUGGGGUUUUUUUUCACUUUUUAAAAAUGCCCAACCUGUAUUAUAAAAUACAUCAAAACUAAUUUAGUUCUUCUAUUCGUAGCAAUGACAUGUCAAUGGUUAGAAAGUUCAUAUAGGUUCUUUUUUGCAUUUUUUAAACUUUGUGGUAUAAUCUGUACUCUGUUUCCCAAAAAAGUAACUUUUUUUUUAUUCGUUUCAAGUGUACAAAACCAAAAAAGUAACUUUUUAACUAAAUAGUUUGUUGGGUUUGGGAUCUCUUUUUAUUUUGUUAACCUUUCAAGUAAAGCACUCCAUU
Messenger RNA from Rhinolophus ferrumequinum (greater horseshoe bat), 4401 nucleotides. RefSeq names its product DAZ interacting zinc finger protein 1 (gene DZIP1). Bases 819 to 3365 code for a protein of 848 amino acids. NCBI's taxonomy places the organism in Eukaryota, Metazoa, Chordata, Mammalia, Chiroptera, Rhinolophidae. The record is from RefSeq and is a predicted model, not a curated record. Gene Ontology annotation, cellular component: ciliary basal body; cytoplasm. The transcript is spliced from 23 exons. Gene Ontology annotation, biological process: cilium assembly.